GUAGAGCUCCAAACAUUUUCCAACUGUUUGCGUUUAUUCACAAGGGCUGUCAGAUUCCUGUACUAAGACAACCAGCGUUACCAAGUCUUCUGGGCCCCCAAGGGCAAUCAAUGCCCACGACUGGUCAUCCAACGAGAGCCAGUACACCUCGCUCGGCGGGUGGCAGACCAGGCUGGGACCUAAGUUCCAGUCGAGGACGCCUGCGUGGUGAACGUACCCAGAGGACCCAAGCCCCAACGCUACCAGCAUCAACAGCAGUCUUCGUGCCAGCGCCUCCGCCUUCCUUGUACCCUCCACCACCCCAAGCACUUCCUCUUCUACCGGGGGCACUACGACCACAGUUUCCUCCCCAGUUUCCACCUGGUCAGCCUCCAUCUGCCAGCUACACUGACUCCCCUCCAGGAUAUCCCCCAGCUCCUGCAAACAUGUCAUCAGCCUGGGUACCAACAGCAGUACCAACGGCGCAUUCCGAUCCCAUCCCAGUGACACAAGCUCCACCUUUAUCUAGGGAGGAGUUUUACAGAGAACACCAGCGACUGGAAGAGGAGGCUUUCCCUGCUGCAACCCCGGGGGCUAGCAAGGAUGUUACAACCGUAGUGGGCAGAUCCCAAAACUGGACUUCUUCGUUACAUGUCAAAUCAAGGGUCACGACAGAUCGUUUCGACCGUGCAUGCCGAUUCGUCACAUUCCACACCGUGGUGUUCAAUAGAUCUUUCAGUGACAGCUUAAACAUGAUGACCGAACCUGUUGCUACAGUGACGUACUACCUGUUCCCACUGGUCCUCUGGAACCGACCAAACCUCUGGCAGCAGCACCGUGUAACGGCACCUCUACCAAGAAACUGCAUGAAUCCCUCGCUGGGGCCCUGUUUUAUCGUCGUAUAUGGGGGAGUGACCUUGCCAUCCUCCGGCAACGUCCUCAGUGCUUCGCGAGCCAACUCUGCGGACUGUUUGUUUUUGCCGCCGCGCAUGCGCCUUGCGGCAAUUCUUGUUCAGCGGGAGAGGGAGGCGACGGUGGAAGCGGUGGGUACAGUGAUGGAACAAAAGGUGGUCUGGGGUGCACAUCAACAUGUUGCCAUGGAGGCUUAG
Chroicocephalus ridibundus (black-headed gull) is the source of this 1088-nucleotide messenger RNA. RefSeq lists its product as uncharacterized. NCBI's taxonomy places the organism in Eukaryota, Metazoa, Chordata, Aves, Charadriiformes, Laridae. The record is from RefSeq and is a predicted model, not a curated record. The transcript has 7 exons. The coding region runs from base 111 to 1088 and encodes 325 amino acids.